Suncus etruscus (white-toothed pygmy shrew) is the source of this 4248-nucleotide messenger RNA. It is a transcript of the gene RGS3, whose product is annotated as regulator of G protein signaling 3. Gene Ontology annotation, molecular function: protein binding. Lineage: Eukaryota; Metazoa; Chordata; Mammalia; Eulipotyphla; Soricidae. The record is from RefSeq and is a predicted model, not a curated record. Gene Ontology annotation, cellular component: nucleus; plasma membrane. Bases 115 to 3423 code for a protein of 1102 amino acids. The transcript is spliced from 23 exons. Gene Ontology annotation, biological process: signal transduction.
CGCUGGCCAGCCCGCCCGGGGGAGACCCAGGCCGGGCUGGGGAACCUGCUGCCUCGGUUACCGGGGAGCAACACAGCCGCUUCGGGUUACAGGUGCGCCUUUGCGCGCUGCGCCAUGGAGCGCUCCCUGCACCGGGUGUCCCUGGGCAGCCGGCGGGCCAGGCCAGACCUGUCCUUCUAUCUCACCACCUUCGGUCAACUGAAACUGUCCAUUGAGGCCCAGGACCGGGUUCUGCUUCUUCACAUCAUGGAAGGCAAAGACCUGAUGAGCAAAGUGCCUGGCAUCUGUGAUUCCUACGUAAAGAUUUCUUUGAUCCCAGAAGAUCAUCACCGGAUCCGCCGCCAGAAGACACAGGCAGUGCCAGACUGCAGAGACCCGGCCUUCCACGAACGCUUCUUCUUCCCUGUCCAGGAGGAAGAUGAACAGAAGCGUCUUCUGGUUGCUGUGUUCAAUGGGGCAGGUAACUCCAGACAGAGCAGACUCAUCGGCUGCAUGAGCUUUGGGGUGAAGUCCCUCCUCACCCCACAAAAGGAGAUCAGUGGCUGGUACUACCUCCUUGGGGAAAACCUGGGCCAGACCAAGCACUUGAAGGUGGCCCGGCGUCGUCUACGGCCCCCCAGACGAGAUCCCCUGCUACGAAUGUCAGGAGUCGAGGACAUUGAGAAUGGGGAGAACAUCCAGAUCACAAUCCCGAGAGGCAAAGAUGGCUUCGGUUUCACCAUCUGCUGUGACUCUCCCGUCCGGGUGCAAGCGGUGGAUUCUGGAGGCCCAGCUGAGAGGGCAGGGCUACAGCAACUGGACACCCUGCUGCAGCUGAAUGAGAGGCACGUGGAACACUGGAAAUGCGUGGAGCUGGCUCACGAGAUUCGGAGCUGCCCUGGUGAGAUCAUCCUACUCGUGUGGCGUAUGGUCCCCCAAGUCAAACCGGGGCCGGAUGGUGGGGUCCUGCGGCGAGCCUCCUGCAAGUCUGCCCAUGAUCUUCUGUCACCCCCCAACAAACGGGAGAAGAAUUGUAGCCACGGGCCCCCAGCCCGGCCACAACAGCGCCACAGCUGCCACCUGGUGUGUGACAGUUCCGAUGGGCUGCUGCUAGGUGGCUGGGAACGCUACACUGAGGUGACCAAACAUGGCGGCCAGCACACCCUGCCUGCACUCUCCCGUGCCACGGCCCCCACAGACCCCAACUAUAUCAUCCUGGCCCCGCUGAACCCAGGGAGCCAGUUGUUGCGGCCUGUGUACCAAGAGGAAACCAUCCCCGAAGGUGAAGAAUCAGGGACCCCCAGUAAAGCCAAGUCCUCUGUGGGCCUGGGCAAGAAGUCUCGACUGAUGAAGACAGUACAGACCAUGAAGGGUCACAGCAACUACCAGAACUGCCCGGGCCUGAGGUCACACGCGCCGCACUCUAACUACGGCACCUACGUCACCCUGGCCCCCAAGGUCCUGGUGUUCCCCGUCUUUGUCCAGCCCUUAGAUCUCUGCAACCCUGCACGGACGCUUCUGCUGUCAGAAGAACUGCUACUGUACGAAGGGAGGAACAAGGCAUCCAAGGUGACACUGUUUGCCUACUCGGACCUGCUGCUUUUCACCAAGGAGGACGAGCCUGGUCGCUGCAACGUGUUGAGAAACCCGCUGUACCUGCAGAGUGUGAAGCUGCAGGAAGGCUCUUCUGAGGACCUGAAGUUCUGCGUGCUGUACCUGGCAGAGAAGGCAGAGUGCUUAUUCACCCUGGAAGCGCACUCGCGGGAGCAGAAGAAGAGGGUGUGCUGGUGUCUGGCAGAGAACAUCGCGAAGCAGCAACAGCUGGCCGUACCCCCAGAAAGCAAGAUGCUUGAGCUGGAAACGAAUGAGAAGGGAGAGAUGGCUUCGGGGGAAGAAAAGGUGGCAAGUGCCAAAGAGCCCCCACCUGGUAAUGAUCCCUCUCCAGGCCAGAUGCCUCCUCAAGAACAAGUCCCCUCAUCUAACCAAGACUCCUCAGGCCAGGACUGUCCAGGCCAAGACUUGCAGUCGUCCAGCACAGACCUGGCUACCUGCAAACAAGAUGCUCCAACCCCUGAUCCAGGAGCAAACCAGGACCCCCCACCCAGCCAGGAUCCCCCACCUAACAAGGACUCUCCACCCAGCCAGGAGCCCCCUCCACCCAGCCAGGACCCCCCACCUGGUCAAGAAGUACCUCAAACCUCAGACGACACCCCUUGCCAGGACCUUCCUGCAGGUCCUGAACCUACUCCUAGACAAGACCUUCCAGACAUCCCAGAUGCCCCAGCCCCAGAUCCUCCACCUUGCCCGCAGCUGCCUACCAGUGGGGACCCCCUGCCAGCAGAGGCCAAGGAGACCCCAAGUUCCAUGGACCCACCAACCACCACUGGGGAGCCUCCCGGAGCCUGUAAGCCCAGUUUUGUGAUCCCAGAGGUUAGGCUGGACUGCGCCUACAGUCAGGGGGGUGCUGAGGGUGGUGGCAGCUCGGGCGGUGAGGAGGAGGAAGAGGGGGAUGAGGAAGGCGAGGAAGAGGAAGAGGAAGAGGAGGAGGACACCAGUGAUGACAACUAUUUGGAGCAUGGCGAGGCCAAGCGCAGCAGCAUGAUUGAGACAGGCGCAGGUGCAGAGGGUGGCCUCUGUCUCCGAGUGCAGAACUCGCUGCGACGCAGGACGCACAGCGAGGGGAGCCUUCUGCAGGACCCUCGGGGGGCCUGCUUCUCCUCUGAUACCACCCUGCACUGCUCAGACGGUGAGGGGACCUCUCCUGGAUGGACCAUGCCCUCGCCUGGCACGCUCAAGAAGGAGCUGGGGCGCAAUGGGGGCUCCAUGCAUCACCUCUCCCUCUUCUUCACCGGUCAUCGGAAGAUGAGCGGGCCCGACUCAGUUGGGGAUCACGACGAAGCCUCACGGAAGAGGAAGAGCAAAAACCUAGCCAAGGAUAUGAAGAACAAAUUGGGCAUCUUCAGGCGAAGGAAUGAAUCCCCCGGGGCACAGCCAGCCGGCAAGACGGACAAAGUGAUGAAGUCGCUCAAGCCCACUUCGGAAGAGGCUCUCAAGUGGGGGGAAUCCUUGGAGAAGCUGCUGCUUCAUAAGUAUGGCUUAGCCGUGUUCCAGGCCUUCCUGCGCACAGAGUUCAGCGAGGAGAACCUGGAAUUCUGGCUGGCCUGCGAGGACUUCAAGAAGGUCAAGUCGCAGUCCAAGAUGGCAGCCAAGGCCAAGAAGAUCUUCGCCGAGUACAUCGCCAUUCAGGCCUGCAAGGAGGUGAACCUGGACUCGUACACUCGGGAACACACCAAGGACAACCUGCAGUGUGUCACGCGGAGCUGCUUCGAUCUGGCACAGAAGCGCAUCUUUGGGCUCAUGGAGAAGGACUCGUACCCACGCUUCCUCCGCUCGGACCUCUACCUGGACCUCAUUAACCAGAAGAAGAUGAGCCCCCCACUCUAGGGGUACCCCGGUCAACUCCACCACAUGUACACCAGGCAGCCUGGGCCCCGACCCGGCUGCUCCCUCCCUGACCAGGAUGGAGGGGAUCAGCCAGUCCCCCCCUCCCCAGAGGCUACUACGUCUACGGACGGACGGAUGGACGGAUGGAUCAACGGAUGGACCAUUGGAGUCAAGGCCUGGACCAAGAGAGGCCCAGACCACCAUCUGCUGGAAGAGAAGCACGGGCCAGCCCCGCAGGUCCCCACUUCCUGGGUACGAGGGGGCCCCAGGGCCCUGGCAGGUCCGGGAGCCUGAACUAGUCAGAUCCGGAGCUACUGUUGUCCAUUCCGGAGACUUUGAUUUGGCGAGUUUCUUCUAGAAACUGGUGACAAGGAAGACCAGGACGAUGAGAAUGAUGACGACGAUGAGAAAUGACGACAAUGAUCGUGGCAUGAUAGCUAGGCUGGGCUCGGGGGUACACAGCUCAGCCCCCCCACCCCCCGGGUCCUGGGUUUUAUUUAUUUAAACAGUAAUAGGAUGCUUGGCACAGCGGCCUGUCCUAGGAAAACCUUUUGCCUCAUCAACUUUUCAAAUCUUCAAGUGCAAUAUUUUAACGGCCGCCUUGUUAGCGCCACUCCUUGCAAGGACUGAUUGGGUUUGACCAGUGGGUCUUGGUGCCCUCCCUCAGCGCUGGACCUACAGACUGAUUGACCUCACCCAGAAAUCCAGCCUCCCUGGGGGAGGGGGUCCCUCCAGGGGGGUGUGCUCUGGAAAAGCAUGGCCCCCCCUCUGACCACACAGCAGCCAAGUUCUGGAACCAACAAUAAAAGGCCUGUGUUGCUUGUU